UAGAAGAUUUAAAAUUGUUUACAUUUUAUGAAUUUCAGAUAAAAAUGUUAGUUACAAGAAAAUGUCUUCUGAUGGGCUGCCAGUGUUAAAUGCAAACGCUUUGCCGUCACAUGGUCCUGAAUGCCUUAGGUUGGAGGGUGAGUUGAGUGGUAGAUUUGCCCAUCUGUAAAUCAACCCACAAAAAUAGUGUAGCAGAAACUGAAUUUAAAGAUGAAACAAUGAAUCAUUGUGAUGAUGAGCAUCCUCGUCAGGGGAUAUUUACAGACAAAGCACAUGCAAACAACAAAGUCGGAAUUGAUUCACCAGCAAGCUUGUCGGAUGAUUUAGUUACUACUACUACUUCCAGGAUUUCUGGACAUCCUGAUGCCAGCUCUGAUACAAAAUUAAUCCAUGAGUGUAGAGAUCGAGCUGAAAAGGGGAAAAGUGGGGUAAUGGACAACAUUGCAGAAAAGACAAACCAUCAGAGGAACAAUGUGAUACCUCAGCAUGAUCCAUACUGCUCAUCAGAUAUUGUAGCUGUUGUGGAUGUCAAUGGGGAGAUUGCUCUUCCAACAGUUGGUGUAGUCUCUGAGCAUAGUACAGCAAUGGCUACUACUGAGCAGAUUGAUGAAGUAGAAAAUGUGUUUGAAAAAAGCAGCACCGACUUUGAUGCAGAUACAAACUUAUCACUAUCUGAUCAAAGACCAAAUCUGUUUUCUACAGAUUAUCUGAAAGAAAAUCCACAUGUUGAAUCUUUCCAGUUAAAACAAGAAGUUAAUGAAGCUCAAUGUGAGGGCAUUAAUCAUGUUGAAAUCACCCAGCAAGGUUCUGAUGGAGAUCUCUUGCCAGAAUAUUCACAUAUUGAGUCAUUUUCAAAGGAUUUAAUCCAGAAUAAAUCACAUAGGAUAGCCAUCAAACUAGAGAAAUUAGAUGACAAUAAUUCUGAAAGAAAUAUCUUUGCUUCAGUUAGUGAUAACACCACACCUCAUCUUGACAUAGACUGUAUACCUCCUCUGCCACGUUUGCAGAGAUCGCCAUUUGUAUGUUUGGAGCCAUUGCCAAUGGAUGAUGCAGUACAAAGCAUGAGCAGUAAUAGUGGCUGUAAUAUAAAAAUAAAUGACAUAAAAAAGGCAACAUUCACUAAAUUCCGCAAAAUAUGUUUACCUCAAAUCCCCAAAAUAAAAUUGGAACAGACAGAGCAAACUGAAAUUGAUUACUCUGAGGAUUCUUCAAUUAGAAAUAUUUUUGAUGUGUUCAACACAGAUCAGGAAAUGCAAACAGAACACUGUGAUGUUGAUGUGAAACCAAUUCUAUCUGCAUGUGAGAAAAAAAUUAAUGUCGGGAAAAGGAAGCGUGUGACUUAUUCAACUUUAAAGGAAUUUAAAGAUAAAUAUCCAGACUUGUACAAAGAACAAACUGGCCCUGGUACUUCCAAAAAUGUCAAUUUUUCAUCAGACAGUUCUAACCCGAAGUCAGUUGAAACAGUUCCUGUCGUUUUAAACAAUGUUUCUGUGAAGUUGGAACCAAUAGAUCUCCCACAAGGAAUAACAAUGGCCGAUAAAAGCUACAAUAUUGGUGGUUGCUCUACAAGUGAACUAAAUGAGAUAAUGGAUACAAGUAAUUAUGACUAUAAUAACAUCCAGUCCUAUGGAACAGGAAGACUUUUUACUAGAAAUAAUAGCAGUGAAGAUUAUGUUCCAGAUUUUGAUGAAAUUGAUGAUAUAAUGUUCAUUUCUUUUUGUACUCAAGACUCGCUGGAAGCACAUGUUGAAAUUGAGAAACAGACUCAGCAACCAAGAAAUAAACAUAAAGACUUACUUGAAGACAUCUCGCAUUUCAAAACCAAUUCAUCUAAAUCAAAACAAAAGCAAAAGAAAAAGAAAGCAAAACGAGGUGCAGGUGUCAACCAUGGUUUCAGAGGCAUCAACAAUAAAAUAUUGCUAUAUGAACGUAUGCUCUGUGAGGAACUGAGUAAGAAGAAGCACCACCAAACUAUACAUCCAGACCUGAAGAAAGCAGGAAUAACUCGCCUUAGCCAGUCACCAGCUAAACGCUAUAACCUAGCUGAACUGGGUGUGAAUUUAGAUCCACCAAAGUUAACAAAUUUGAACCAAAUUGUACCUCCAGCUAAUAGUAAGGCUAAAUCAACUUGUAGAAAAAAGUCAUCAAAGUCAUUCAAACACAAGAAAGUUUCUAAUGUAGAUGUAUUAUCAUCUAAACAGUUACCAGUUAAAAAUCAAUCAAAGCCUCCUGACAAUGACUUUAGUGAGGAAAAUGACCCAACAUCUAUACACCACCCUUCAUUGACAGCAGAUCCUGAUAAAUGGAGACUACCAGAGUCUGAGAGCAAACCUUUUAAACCAUUUGAGCUGCCAGUCACAUCCAAGACUUCUGCGUUUGUAAGCAAGGAACUUGAUGAAUAUCUUGAUAAACUACAAAAUAGAAGUUCUAUUUUAACAGAUUCUACCCUUACAAUAAAGCCAGUUUCUUACUUUCAGCCAGACAAGCCGCAGAGUUAUGUGCGAACCCUUGACAUGGUAUUGAAGAGAAGAAAUAAAAAUAAUCAAUUCUCAAAAACAGAACCACCAUCUCAGUGUGAUUCACUUGUUUAUCCAUCAACUGCAGAUUGUGGUGAGACUUUCAAGAGCAAGCCAACACAUCAGAAAUUGGGUUCCAAGAAAAAGACGAAGAAGGUAAAAAAGAAAACAAAAGCUGUUCCCAAAAAAGUUUGCCAUGAGGAUAGUGAUGAUUCUGUAGACUCCAUGGACCGCAUGCAACAGGAACUCCUUCAACAAGUUACUUGUACAUCACCAGUUGAUACUGCAUCCGAGAGUUCUGACUUUGGUUUGAUGCAGGAUUUAGAUGAACAUUUCUCUGAUGAUUUGAAUAAUGAUGAUGAUAUCCAUGGCUUUGAUGUACACAAAUCAAAUUUGGACAAUCAAGCACUUCCGGACUGCGGUAAAGACUACUGUAAACUUGGUUGCCUAUGCAGAAGCAUUGAUGGAAGUAAAAAAGUUGAAACCGGUAUAUCUCACUGUAGAAAGGUAAAUUGUAUGUUUGGUUGCACCUGUGACUUCCAAGAAUCAACCUCAAUAAAAUCAGGCCAAGGCCACCCAAUGUAUACAUUCCAAGGAGAAUCAGGACAACAGGUAACUUCUCUUGGCACUAAAGAUUCUAGUAAUAAAUUUGAGAUCAUUCUGUCUCAGAACAGUUCAUCUAACUUAACACGCUAUGAAACAUGUGCAAGGACACGGACAUACAUAAGUAGGCCAAGAAAAAAACAUUGCUCAUGUGUAAACCGAGGAUACCAUGCCCAUGACAGCCUUAAGGAAAAUCAACAAAAACAGGAGACAGUUCCUGUCAUUGUCUACCGAAUUCCUCAGGAGAAUGGAUCCAGUCACCUUGUUGCUGUGCCAGCUCAAAUGAGGAAAGAACCGAAAACUGCAUCAGAAAAGCUUGCUCAAGCAAAAAAACUUGAAAGUCAAAACACAGUAACUUCUUCACUUGUUGUUUCACAAGAUAAAGUCCAAGGUUUCAUGCUUGCACCACUUAUUGCUGUACCUACACCAGUCCCUGAACAAAACCUACCUGUACAAGCAAAAUCGACAGGCACACCAAAAAAGAAGAAAAGAAGUAAACCUAAACAAAAUAAACAAAUACCUACCAGUAAUACAGAUAGUAUCAAACAAUUUCAGUUCACCAAUUCAUUGUUGGCACCAAUGCAAAAGAUGAAUACAAAUACAAGUGUUGGAUAUGUCACAACAGUACUCACUGGGCCAUCUACUAGUACUUCUGUCUUUGAGGCAGCUUCGCCAUCUGUUAAGACUGUGAAUGACAAUAGAAUUGGUCAGAACAUUCCUCAACAGAGUUCUGUGUCUGCUACAAAACCAGUAAUUACUUCUACCAGUGAGGCAGCUCUCUCAUCUUUUAAACCUCUAAGUGACGAUAAAGCAGGUCACAAUAAUCCUCAAGAGAUUUCUGUGCCUUGUAUCAAUCCAGCAAGUACUUCUUCAGGGGAUGCACUUCCAUCAUCUAAUAAAACUGUAAAUGAUCAGAAAGUAGGUGAACAUAAUCAACAACCGAUUUCUGUGCCUGUUUUUGAUCCAAAUACACAAAAUAAUGCUCGUCCUGGGCAGAGAAAAUUGAUACCAAAGGGUAAAAACAUCAUUCCAAAUAUAAAACAUGCUGAUCUGAGCCAGAGGAAAAUAUUACCAAAUGAUAUACACAUACCUGUCUCCAUUCAGUCAAGCAUUGCAACAGAGAUCCCAACUGACAAAGUUUGUGGUUCAAUGGCAACUGAAAGUUUGGAUGGAAAAAAUAUAGUGACUGAUACUCGACCAUCAGUACAAAAAUCUGAUACCAAAGGAAAACAGCAUGCAGAUGAUGUAAAUGAAUAUAAUAAGGAACUGACAGACAAAAGAUCCAGUCAAGAUUUGUUAAAACCUGGUGGCCCUGCAAACAUUCGUUCAAGCAAAAGUACACCACUACAGAAACCGGUGUUCAUUGACUUGACUGAAGAGGAAACCGAGAAUACAAAAAGUAACAGCACAAGUACUACCACGAAUGUAACAGACACUGCCAGCACUCCAUCUUCUGGGGUAUCUUUGCCCAUUGAAAGAAUAAAAGUAAAAGUCAAGCAAACCUUAGGAAAAACAAGUUCUGAUAUUGUGGAACUUCCAUCAGCAACAAGGUUGCCUCACAAAAAAGUUGCUAACUUCACAGGUAAUAGUAAGUCUGCAAAUAAAGCCCUGAUGUGUAUUGAUAAAGUUGUCCGUGUGAGAUCCAGAUUCAGUGACAAGGCUUGGGAAACAACCUCUUUGUUAGUGGUGAAUAAAACCUCAAGGGACAAAGCACAUCCUGUCCUCAUUGAUAUUAAUUCCAAUGAAGAUUGGCUGCCACAUAAGUCUGCUAUAGUCAGUGUUAUUUUACAAAGUACUUUGGAUGAAACCAUAUCUACCAAAGCAGCUGGUUUUACUUUGUUCCUUUACUACAGUGAAAAAACGCGAACAGUUCACCUGAAACCAGGUAACGCUAUGAGUGGAAAGCAUAACGUAAAAACUGUUACCGUGUGGGUAUUCAUACCAAAAUUACCAAUCAAACUUACAAAGACUGUAGAGAAAAAAACUUUUGAUACAAAGAAACCAGUAACUGAUUCCUACACCAAAGAUGAGACUGAUGAUGAUGACUGCAAGAUAAUAGCUGUAUUUAACAAUAAAGCUAAGAACGUUCCAAAAGUUCAUGAUUGCAUAUCACCUGUGGAAGAAAUAAAAGAUCUAGCAAACAUCAAUAAAAAUGAAGAUUGUACGGCUAAACGAUCUGGAUUUGCUAGUGUUGUUGUAAAGUCUGUAAAUAAACAAGAUAAGGAGUCUAUUAGUACCACAUCAGAAUCAACCUCUAAAAAAAUAGAGCAUUCCACUAUUAGCAAAGACUAUAACAACAAGGUCCAUGAGAAAGACACUAAAAGCAAAUAUAUAAGUGAAUUACCCAAGCUUGCUUUGCAAAGAAUGCAAAGCCAUCUAGCAAAGACUAGUAUAAAUGAGACUGACCAAACUAAUGUGCCAGAAAUAUCUUCUUCAAACAAUUCUGAAACCCAGAAAAGUGAACAUAAAGUUGAUGAAGAUGAUGUUGAUGUACAGGACUAUUCAAACCCCUUGAAAAGUUGUGAAGAAAUGAUGGUAGACGACAAAAGAGAUACACAGAUGGCUGAUGAGGUGGAUGUGGAUUUCAAAAUGGAUUUCCAACAUGCUGUUGAGGUGGAGGGUGAGAGCAAGGAGGACAGAAUUGACAUGGAUGGCAAUGAACGUCUAUUUGCUGAUGAGGCAGCAAUGGAUGGGAAAUCAGAUCCCCAACAUUCUAAUGAAAUGGAGAUGGAUGGCAAAGAGGAUCCUCAAGCAGGUGUUGACUCAGAGAUAUAUAGCAUCAAGGAUAUCCAUACUGCUAAUGACUCUGAUAUAGAUGACAUUGUGGAUCCGCUAAUGGCUGAGGAGUCACAAAUGGAUUGUAUUGAAGGUUCUAAAGUUGCUGAUGAAUCUGAGGUAGAUGGUCUAGAGGAUACGGUAAGAGCUGGUGAAAUUGAUGGUCAGUUGGAAGUGGAUGCUAUGGAGGGUACUGAAAGAGUAGAUCAUUUGGAGGGGAAAAGCAUGGAUGAGGCAGAGAUGGAAAGCAUAGAAGACCUACAAACUGCUGAUGGGCCAAGAAUGGAAGGCAAGGCUGAUCCUUCAAUGUUUGAUGAAGCGAUGGUCAAGGAAGUUUCUAAAAUAUCUGAUGGGUCAGAGAUGAAUGGCAUGGAAAAUCUUCAUACUUCCAGUGAGGCAAACAUAGAUAGCAUGCAAGAUGCUCAAACUGGAGAUGGUAACAAGGAAUUUAAUGGAGACCAUAAGUACAGUAAUGAUGGAGUGAACUUGACUACUUUUGACAAACCAUGUGAAAAUGACUUACAUGAGUCAGAGUCACCAGAAGAAACUGAAGACUUGUUGGCUAAAAGUAUCAGAGAAACUUAUGAACAAUGGCACAAGAUCAUAAAUGGACAGAUGUGCAAUGAUUCAGGAACAACAUCCACUGCUAGAAAUGAAUUAAGCAUUGUAACUGAGGAAGAGCAGAAAGAUGUUACUAAUAAAGAUGCAAAUGAAGAGUUUGAGGACUCGCCUAAGACAACAAAUGUGAAAUUUGAAGAAAAUUCCAAUUUUUCUGAACCUGUGUCCAAUAAUAGAAGUAAUAAAGAUGAAUCUGAAGAGCUAGGAAAGGAUGAUAGUGUAGAUAGACUUGAUAUAAAUGCAUCAAAAGUUCUUCCCAUGCACCCAGGAAAAGACAUUAAAGUGUUACCCAAUGACAAUUUUCACCAUCCCAUAUUAUCUGAAGAAUUAAUUAUUGAUAAUGAUAAGAAAUUAACAGACAAAUCUGUUUUAGAUGAUUCUAGUGGAAAUGAUGAUUAUUAUUUUGAUGGUCAUAAACAGUGUAUAGAUGUUCUGCCAGAUGUAUAUGAUUUGAAUUGUGAACUUUCAGUUUCCAAAAAAUCUACAAUUGAAGAUUGUUCUGAAGAACAAAAAUGUCUUGAAGAUAAAUUUUUAAAUGUGAGGAGGAGUGGAAGACCACGUGUACAGUCAUGGAAAUUACUAUCUCAAUCCGAGCCAGACCCUUCAAAAAAUGAUAAAUCCAAAGUGCGUCGCACUGUUAAGAAGAACUUGGUGAAGGACUCUAAGCAGCAAAUAGAAGUUGGUGCUACCAGCAUGAAAUCCAAUAAACAACAAUCCGAGAUGGAUAUGAUAUAUGCUAAAGUGCCAUAUAUUGAAACCCCUAGGACAACGUCAAAACGCAAACGUAAGGACCUUGGAGUUCAGCAAGGAACUCUUGACCAACAGUUGCAGAGACUUGUUGCUGAAGAUCAGUUUGAACAGAAACAGGGACGUUCAAAAGGGUACAAGAAAUUUACAAAUAGGCAGCAGCCAUCUAUUGUAGAUGAAUGGCGAAUAACAGAUGAGGAGUUGGGGAUUGAUGUGGCUCCGUUUAAGGAAAAUGCCGCUUACGAAGAUGAAUUUAUUGAUGUUGAGGGGAACUAUGAGGUCCAGGACAUUGAGGCAACAAGCAAUAUGUCGGACUACCACGUAACAGAGAAACCCAAGAAAGGAAAGUCUAAUGCUGCAUCAUGGAAACCUCCAUCAAGAAAUCUUAUAUGUGACCUUGCUUCAAAGACUCUACACCCACCAUCCUCAUCUCCGGCAGAGAGGCGCAAGAAAGGUGCUGUCAAAGGAACAUUUCAUGACAUUAGCCAGUUUCUUGGUGAACCUCAGUUUACAGAGUCGGUGGUUGCCUGCUUGGAAAAUGAGGAACAGCAACCAGGAAGACUUGUGCAUAACAUUAAAGAACGUAGGCGACGACAAGAUCAAUCCACAAGGUUUCGAGCUCUAAGGGAUGUAUUGUUUACAAACCCAAGCCAUUCAUCUAAAAUUGAUAUUCUUACAAAGGCUAUCAAGGAGAUUCAGACUGUGAGAGAUGAGGCUUCUGUAUUGAUACGCACAAAAUCAAUACUGAUCGAACAGAAUAACCUUCUCAAGAAAAGGUUACGUUCCUUAGGUGUAACGCCAGAAGAUUUAAUAAAUAUUGGUGAUUUUGGACAUGACACUGAAGAUGGUUUUCAAUCGGUAUCAUCCGCUGAAGAUGUAUGUAGUCUUGGUUCAAUGACAGAGAACUAUAAUUCGAUUGCGAACCCAGACCUAUGUAGUCUUGAUUCGCUAUCAGAUUAAAUAUCUCUCCCUGCUUAUAGCUGGGAACUCACUGCUCACGACGGUCGUCGGCCAACAUGAAAUUAUGGAGAACGCAGUGCCAUGAUGUGUGCGCACCACAUCCUUUUUUAUGAAUAUCAGCCCAGAUGGCCACUGACAAUCUGCAGAUGGCGUCCCACUGUCGAGCGCAUACAGUGAGCUUAGUUGAUUCGUCAUACAAUGCAGUGAGCAACCAGGUUAACCUGAGCAGUACACAUUUUUAAAUGUUAACACUGGUAACCAAGUUUCCAAGUUUCUUUUAAAGUAACUAAAGACUUUUUUAGGUUUAUCUGGUUUUGGAAAAGAUAUUUACUAGUUAUUUGCCAAAUGCAUUACUGUAUUUAUUAUUUAAUUUAUUUUUAUAAAAAUGGUUCCUUUUUUUUUUUUUUUCAUUACAUAAUAAACUAUUAACCGUUCAUUUAAACUGAAGAUCAUACAUAUUAAAGAUUUUAAAAUAUUGCAAAAUAAUAUCUUGGCUCAUUUACUGCCAUGAACGAGAAUAA
Anneissia japonica is the source of this 8740-nucleotide messenger RNA. RefSeq lists its product as uncharacterized. The coding region runs from base 219 to 8219 and encodes 2666 amino acids. The record is from RefSeq and is a predicted model, not a curated record. The transcript has 5 exons. Gene Ontology annotation, molecular function: protein dimerization activity. NCBI's taxonomy places the organism in Eukaryota, Metazoa, Echinodermata, Crinoidea, Comatulida, Comatulidae.